UGCCUGCCGGGAUACUCGGCCCGCCCAGCCAGUCCUCCCGUCUUGCGCCGCGGUCGCGAGAUCCGCGUUUCUCCCAAGAUGGUGGCGCUGGGCUCGGGGUGACUACAGGAGACGACAGGGCCUUUUACCCAUCGCCAGGAUCCCGACGCAUCACACUUCGCUCGCUCGCGCACCCUGCCACCGCGUAGUUAUCUGCCGACCCGGGCGCCUGCCACCCGCUCCGACUUACGCUUCACCUCUACCGACCCCGGUCGCGGGCAGCGGCGCCACCCUCAGCUCCUCCUCUCAGUAGCUCGCGGCCUGUAGCCCCUGCCAGGAGGGCCUCGCAGCCCCCCAGUGUGGACAGACAGCGGCGGCUAGCGACGAGUGCCGGGUUUUCGGCGGCCUAGGCUCCCCGUUUCCCGGCCUCGGUUUCCAGAGAAGGAAGCGCGGGUCCCGCAUGAGCCCCGGCGGUGGCGGCAGCGAAAGGGAACGAGGCGGUGGCGGGCGGAGGCGGUGGGCGAGGGCGACGACGACCAGUGAAGCGGCCGCAGCUGCGAGGGCCGCAGCCCAGGCGCGGGGGCGACGACAGGUUAAAAAAUCUGUAAGAGCCUGAUUUUAGAAUUCACCAGCUCCUCAGAAGUUUGGCAAGAUAUGAAUUAUUAAACCUACGCUCAGAUCAAGUUAGCAGCUAGACUGGUGUGACAACCUGUUUUUAAUCAGUGACUCAAAGCUGUGAUCACCCUGAUGUCACCGAAUGGCCACAGCUUGUAAAAGAUCACCAGGAGAACCUCAGUCUGACAACAUUGAAGCUAGCCGAAUGAAGCGAGCAGCUGCAAAGCAUCUAAUAGAACGCUACUACCACCAGUUAACUGAGGGCUGUGGAAAUGAGGCCUGCACGAAUGAGUUUUGUGCUUCCUGUCCAACUUUUCUCCGUAUGGAUAACAAUGCAGCAGCUAUUAAAGCCCUCGAGCUUUAUAAGAUUAAUGCAAAACUCUGUGAUCCUCAUCCCUCCAAGAAAGGAGCAAGCUCAGCUUACCUUGAGAACUCGAAAGGUGCCCCUAACAACUCUGAGAUAAAAAUGAACAAGAAGGAAGGAAAAGGAGCUAGGAUUGAUUUUAAAGAUGUGACUUACCUAACCGAAGAAAUAGUGUAUGAAAUUCUUGAAUUAUGUAGAGAGAGAGAGGAUUAUUCCCCUUUAAUCCGUGUCAUUGGAAGAGUUUUCUCUAGUGCUGAGGCAUUGGUACAGAGCUUUCGGAAAAUGAAACAGCACACCAAGGAAGAACUGAAAUCUCUUCAAGGAAAGGAUGAAGACAAAGAUGAAGAUGAAAAAGAAAAAGCUGCAUGCUCUGCUGCUGCUAUGGAAGAAGAUUCAGAAGCAUCUUCCUCAAGAAUAGGCGAUAGCUCACAGGGAGACAAUAAUUUACAAAAAUUAGGCCCGGAUGAUGUGUCUGUAGAUAUUGAUGCUAUUCGAAGAGUCUAUACCAGAUUGCUCUCUAAUGAAAAAAUAGAAACUGCCUUUCUCAAUGCACUUGUGUAUUUGUCACCUAAUGUAGAAUGUGACUUGACAUAUCAUAAUGUGUACUCCCGAGAUCCUAAUUAUCUGAAUUUGUUCAUUAUUGUAAUGGAGAAUAGAAAUCUCCACAGUCCUGAAUAUCUGGAAAUGGCAUUGCCAUUAUUUUGCAAAGCAAUGAGCAAGCUACCCCUUGCAGCCCAAGGGAAACUGAUUAGACUAUGGUCUAAAUACAGUGCAGAUCAGAUUCGGAGAAUGAUGGAAACAUUUCAGCAACUUAUAACUUACAAAGUCAUAAGCAAUGAAUUUAACAGUCGAAAUCUAGUGAAUGAUGAUGAUGCCAUUGUUGCUGCUUCAAAGUGCUUGAAAAUGGUUUACUAUGCAAAUGUAGUGGGAGGAGAAGUGGACACAAAUCAUAAUGAAGAAGAUGAUGAAGAGCCCAUCCCUGAGUCUAGUGAAUUGACACUUCAGGAGCUUUUGGGAGAGGAAAGAAGAAACAAGAAAGGUCCUCGAGUGGACCCAUUGGAAACUGAACUUGGUGUUAAAACUCUGGAUUGUCGAAAACCACUUAUCUCUUUUGAAGAGUUCAUUAAUGAACCACUGAAUGAUGUUCUGGAAAUGGAUAAAGAUUAUACUUUUUUCAAAGUAGAAACAGAGAACAAGUUCUCUUUUAUGACAUGUCCCUUUAUAUUGAAUGCUGUCACAAAGAAUUUGGGAUUAUAUUAUGACAAUAGAAUUCGCAUGUACAGUGAACGAAGAAUCACUGUUCUCUACAGCCUAGUUCAAGGACAGCAGUUGAAUCCAUAUUUGAGACUGAAAGUCAGACGUGACCAUAUCAUAGAUGAUGCACUUGUUCGGCUAGAGAUGAUUGCUAUGGAAAAUCCUGCAGACUUGAAGAAACAGUUGUAUGUGGAAUUUGAAGGAGAACAAGGAGUUGAUGAGGGUGGUGUUUCCAAAGAAUUUUUUCAGCUGGUUGUGGAGGAAAUCUUCAAUCCAGAUAUUGGUAUGUUCACAUAUGAUGAAUCUACAAAAUUAUUUUGGUUUAAUCCAUCCUCUUUUGAAACUGAGGGUCAGUUUACUCUGAUUGGCAUUGUACUGGGUCUGGCUAUUUAUAACAACUGUAUCCUGGAUGUCCAUUUUCCCAUGGUUGUCUACAGGAAGCUAAUGGGGAAGAAAGGAACUUUUCGUGACUUGGGAGACUCUCACCCAGUUCUAUAUCAGAGUUUAAAAGACUUACUAGAAUAUGAAGGAAAUGUGGAAGAUGAUAUGAUGAUCACUUUCCAGAUAUCACAGACAGAUCUUUUUGGUAACCCAAUGAUGUAUGAUCUAAAAGAAAAUGGUGAUAAAAUUCCAAUUACAAAUGAAAACAGGAAGGAAUUUGUCAAUCUCUAUUCUGACUACAUUCUCAACAAAUCAGUAGAAAAACAGUUCAAGGCUUUUCGCAGAGGUUUUCAUAUGGUGACCAAUGAAUCUCCCUUAAAGUAUUUAUUCAGACCAGAAGAAAUUGAAUUGCUCAUAUGUGGAAGCCGGAAUCUAGAUUUCCAAGCACUAGAAGAAACUACAGAAUAUGAUGGUGGCUAUACCAGGGACUCUGUUCUGAUUAGGGAGUUCUGGGAAAUCGUUCAUUCAUUUACAGAUGAACAGAAAAGACUCUUCUUGCAAUUUACCACGGGCACAGACAGAGCACCUGUGGGAGGACUAGGAAAAUUAAAGAUGAUUAUAGCCAAAAAUGGCCCAGACACAGAAAGGUUACCUACAUCUCAUACUUGCUUUAAUGUCCUUUUACUUCCGGAAUAUUCAAGCAAAGAAAAACUUAAAGAGAGAUUGUUGAAGGCCAUCACGUAUGCCAAAGGAUUUGGCAUGCUGUAAAACAAAAUAAAAACAAAAAAAAAAAAAAAGGAAGGAAGAAAAAAAUGAAAAAAAGAAAAACAUUUUAAUAAAUAUAAUGAGGGAUAAAUUUGGUGGUGAUAGUGUCCCGGUACAAAAAGGCUGUAAGAUAGUGAACCACAGUAGUCAUCUAUGUCUGUGCCUCCCUUCUUUAUUGGGGACAUGUGGGCUGGAACAGCAGAUUUCAGCUACAUAUAUGAACAAAUCCUUUAUUAUUAUUAUAAUUAUUUUUUUGCGUGAAAGUGUUACAUAUUCUUUCACUUGUAUGUACAGAGAGGUUUUUCUGAAUAUUUAUUUUAAGGGUUAAAUCACUUUUGCUUGUGUUUAUUACUGCUUGAGGUUGAGCCUUUUUUGAGUAUUUAAAAUAUAUAUACCAACAAAACUACUCCCCCAAGGAAAACAUUGCCACCAUUUGUAGACCAUGUAACCUUCAAGUAUGUGCUCUUUUUUGUCCCUGUAUCUAACUCAAAUCAGGAACUGUAUUUUUUCUUUUUUAAACGAUUUGCUUUUUAAACUUGAAGUCUUGGAAACAGUGUGAUGCAAGUACUGCUGUUCUAGCCCCCAAAGAGUUUUCUGUGCAAAAUCUUGGGAAUCAAUAAAGACGGAAGGGAGAACUCGUAAUGUUUUAACUGCAGCCCUCAGAACUUGACUUUAGUAACAGCACAACAAAUUAAAAACAACUCAUGCCACAGUAUGUUGUCUUCACGUGUCUUGCAAUGAAUUGUUUAAGUAGCCAAUCCUCUUUCUUAGUAUAUGAAAGGACAGGGAUUUUUUUUGUUGUUGUUGUUGUUGUUGUUGUUGUUCUUGUUGUUUUAAGUUUACUGGGGAAAGUGCAUUUGGCCAAAUGAUAUGGUAGUCAGUUAGUAAGUUUGUUUUAUUAUAAACGAAAGCAUGUGAAAGUGCACUUAAAAUAAACUUUUUAUUAAUUAUUACCUAGAUUUUAAAUAGACAAUCCAAAGUUUCCCCUUCAUGUUGCCAUCAUUUUGUUUAAUCAGCUAUUUUAUCAAGGCACACGAUCAGUGUUGCAGCGUAAUGGAAAGGAUGGCUGCUGUGCCUUGUGUUACUUAGUCAUAUAGUAAGAAGGCCUGGGAAUGAAUGGAAAUAUUACUCCUAAGAAUUACAUUGUAUAUCCCCAAAGAUUAAAUUUUACUUUAAAAAGUAAGCGUUAAAGAUUAAUUUCAUGUACUACAGAAAAGUACAGGUAGGUUUAAGUUUCUGGAUAUUUAAUGUAGUAGUUUCCCUUUUCCUAGUAUUCUGCGUCUGUGAUGUUAAUUUCUUUUAUUACAUUAUAAAAUAAAAGGAUUAUGUAUUUUUAACUAAGGAGAGACAUAUCGAUAUAUCAUUUUACUGCAAGUUACAGCUAAUGUGCUGAGCUUGUGCCUUGAUGAUUGUUUUAACUGAUUACUGGAGAUCAACCUGAUGAUUUGCUUGAAAUUGGCAGGAAAAAUACAGCUUUCAAAUCAUUGGAGGGGAAAAAGGAUGUCUUUCAGGAUUAUUUUAAUUCUUUUAGUAAUUGAGACAGAAUUGUUAUGUAUUGUAAUGCUAAAUAAAACAGUGGCAUUUUUCACCAUAGUUUAGUGGGAAAAAGAAAAUGCUUUCCAUAUUGUGAUAAGGUAACAUGGGGUUCUUCUGGGCCAGCUUAUGAGUACCCUGUUAAGGUAUUUGUACAUUACCUUGAUGCAAGGGGACCCUCAUGUGACUAUAGUCAUUUUAAAGGCCCUCUCAUCCACUGUGCUUCUUAUGUAUUGUGAAAGUGAGGAGAAAUUAAAUGCUUUGGGGACAUUUUAUAUAAUAAAUUCAUGAAGAAAUUUGUGCUCUUUAGUUCUCAAGUUUUAUUAUCACAACAGUAUUGAACUUCUACAAUUGUAAUAGCACGUCUGUAUGAAAAGUUUUAAAAUGAUAAUCAUAUAUAGGUUAUCAGAUUCAUAAUUCACAUCAAAUAGACUUAACAAGGAGUCAAAAACCAACCUAUCCUUAAAAAAUUUUUAACUAAAAAAAUGAUUGUAGAAAUUAACUGCUCUUAUUACUUAGUAAUCAAUUAUUCUGUGCAUAUUAUCACUUCUGUUAUUAUUUCCUUUUCACUAUUGAUUAUUAGAACAUCACUGAACAAUAUGUUAAGAAAGAGGAAAACAAUAUAAACUUUUAGUGUAAAAGCUACUCCCUACACCCCAGAUGUUAAAUUAUUAUAAAAGUACUUUUCUUUGAAUUGGCCCCCAAUCUCCAGGAUGCUCUUGGGUGUGUUAAAUUGUAAACUAGUUGGUUUUUAAAAUAAAAUGCAAACUUCUUUUACCUUUUAGUAUUAUUGUAGAAUAUUUCAAA
Urocitellus parryii (Arctic ground squirrel) is the source of this 5698-nucleotide messenger RNA. RefSeq names its product ubiquitin protein ligase E3A (gene Ube3a). Gene Ontology annotation, molecular function: ubiquitin protein ligase activity. Gene Ontology annotation, biological process: protein polyubiquitination; ubiquitin-dependent protein catabolic process. The record is from RefSeq and is a predicted model, not a curated record. Lineage: Eukaryota; Metazoa; Chordata; Mammalia; Rodentia; Sciuridae.